Molecule: messenger RNA, 801 nt
Organism: Epinephelus lanceolatus (giant grouper)
Lineage: Eukaryota; Metazoa; Chordata; Actinopteri; Perciformes; Serranidae
Source: RefSeq, a predicted model, not a curated record
CUGCAGAUUUUGCACCGCUGCAGCUGACAGAAAGCUACGCCUGCUGACUUCUGAUCUUCAGGAUAGACAUGAAGUCAAGGUGAUGGAGGGCCACACUAGCUUCAUUAACCAUUUGGUGUUCGAGCCCACAGAAGGGAAACAAAUUGCUUCCGUCAGUGAUGACCACACUUGCAGGGUGUGGGACCUGGAUGGAAAUGAAAGCACUACUCUCAGACUCCGCUCUCCUGGGAUGAGUGUGUGCUGGCACCCAGAGGAGGCCUUUAAGUUAAUGGUGGCAGAAAAGAAGGGAACUAUUCGUUUCUAUGACCUGGUGGCCAAGCAGGCCAUCCUGUCACUGGACUGUGGUCAGUCACCACUCAUGUCAGCCGACUGGUGCCUCACGAACACAAUCAAAGUUGGGGCCGUGGCGGGCAACGACUGGCUCAUCUGGGACAUAACUCGCUCCAGUUACCCACAGGAAAAAAGACCAGCCCACAUAGAUAAAGCACGGUUAUUCAGGUGGUCUCGAGCCAAUGAAAACCUCUUCGCCACCACUGGAUGUCCAGGAAAGAUAUGCAGUCAGUUACUCAUCCACCAUCUUGGCCACCCACAGCCGGUGACGAUCGGGUCAGCAACAGUAGGAUCGGGCCUGAGCUGGCACCGGACGCUCCCACUCUGUGUGAUCGGCGCUGACAGGAAACUUUGCUUUUGGAUGACUGAAAUGUAGACAUCUGUACAGCACCUUUCAUAGUGGACAACUUAAGUCCAACUCAGUGUUUCUAUUCUAGUAAAUGUCAAAUAAAAUAAAUAUUUUUCUGAGUA